Molecule: messenger RNA, 2250 nt
Organism: Arxiozyma heterogenica
Lineage: Eukaryota; Fungi; Ascomycota; Saccharomycetes; Saccharomycetales; Saccharomycetaceae
Gene: SLD3
Product: Sld3p
Exons: 1
Coding region: 1-2250 (749 amino acids)
Biological process (GO): DNA replication initiation
Cellular component (GO): DNA replication preinitiation complex
Source: RefSeq, a predicted model, not a curated record
AUGGAAAAAUGGAACCUUUUAGGUGUUUUAAAUGUAUUGCCACAAUCACUAUUGUCAGAUUUAGAAAUGCCCAAAGUAACACAUAGGAAUAAAAUACCCAAGUAUAUCAUUGAUAAUAUAAGUCGUCUAGAUUUUGCUAAUAAAUACGUAAUUAAAGAUGAUAGUAUUGGUACUUAUUUUAUUUUAGAAAACUACGGCAAGGAUAACUACCUUACUUAUUAUUUUCCAAAAUCAUAUAUAUCAUCAUUAACAUAUUCUAAGCUAGAGGAGAAUGUACCAAGUGACAAUAAAAAUAGUUAUGCAAAUUACUACAACAUUGAUGUUAAAGAAUUAUUUAAAUAUUGGAAACAAGAACCCGAUUAUUCUUCUUCACUUCAUAGUGAUGAUGAUACUUUAAAUAUGGUGCCUCCUGAUAAACGUACUAAUGAUUCAAAAGUGGUAAAGAAUAAGUUAGAUGAUCUCUCUGAGACGAUAGACACUAAUCCAAAGGAUUAUUUAGAAAGAAAAUAUUAUGAAUCCCUUUAUUCUUUAAAGAAUCCAUUGGCAUAUUUUGUUAAAUCUAAUCUAGUACGAUUUAGAAAUAUAUGCAAAGAAAAAUAUGGAGAUAAUUUCAUUUUAAAUUUCCAAACAAUAAUACUCAAUCUAAUACUCCGCAUUGAUAUUUUUGAUAAAAGGUAUAACAAUAAUUCUACUUUACUCGAGGAUUCUAACUUAAAUAGCAGGUAUGAAAAAUUUGCUAGAGAUAAAUUACUUGAAGAAUAUUCACUUUUACCAACUCACUCUAUGAAAAAAAGAAUAAAUGAGGUAGCCACAAUUUUAAAAGCAAGAGAGAUCAAACUACAGAUAAUUUUAUUACUAGAAAUGAUCCAUCAAAAUAGUUUGGAUGGGAAUUUUAAAGAAUUUGAGAAGAAUUAUAAACCCAAGUUAAUGAAACGUUCACUCAAUUUGACAAAAAAAUCAUAUAUAAGAAAAAAUAGAUAUACAUUAAAAGACAAAGAUUCAAAUAUUAAUGAAUCACAAAAAACUGAACAACUUACAAUAUCAAUUGAUUUUUGUGAACAAAUCGACGUUUAUUUAGAUAAAUUGGCAAUAUUGGAGAUUUUGCUAGAAACACAUUUAGAAACAACUAUAAAGACAGAUGAAGAAGAAAGUAUAGGAAACAAACUCUAUCAAUAUCAAAAAAAUAUGUUAAAUAAAGGACAAGAAAGUUCUUCUCUAGGAUUUGUUAUUUAUGUCGUAAUUCCAUAUUUCAAUAAAGUCAUUCCUUAUACCACCAAAUUUAUUAUAAAAAAGUUGAAAGGUCCAAGUUUAAGAGCUAAAAAACCAUCAGGAAAAAGAAAUACACAAUCAGAAUUAGAUAUGAUUAAUGAACCUAUCUUUAGAGAAAUGGGAUCUCAAUCAUCACCAUCUGAAAGGGUUUUCUCAGCAACUUCCUUGGUGCAUAAAAAUAACAUGAAUAAUAAAAGUGCAUCUAAACCCAGACUAUCUCGUCAUUCUUCACUAGUUUCAAGUAGUUUGCUACAAAUGUCAAAAACAAAUUCUAAUUUAAGCGACUUCUUGGAGGCUGAAUCUAAUAUCUCUAAACAAACAUCAUUCUUAAUAAGGACCCAAUCUGAUUUAGUAAUGAAUAACUUACAAAAGAGGCAACUUCCAAUGUCAAACUUUGAAUCUACUACUAAAAGGCAAAAACCUACGAUCAAUAUAAAACAGGAGAUUGAUAGCAGUUCUACAUUAUUGUCAACAUUAAAACAAGACUCACAGAAUAUUCAAACGUCUUUCCAGAGAGUAGGAAAACGUAAACCACAAGCAUUUAAUAAUUUUGAACGUCAAGUAUCAUUCUAUGAAAGCUCUUUAUGUAAUGUUAUUGAAGAUAAUUCAAAAGAAAAAAAUAAAAAGAACACUGUAGAAGUUAUGGCAACGCCAUUAAAGACUUCAUUAUCUUAUAGAAAGUCCCAUACCACUAUGUUAGGGAUAAUUGAAUCACCAGCAAUGAAUGAACUUGCCGAACACAAACCAGAUAUGACACAUACCGCAUCUAGGGUUAAAGAUAAUAAUAAUUCUAUAAAGAAAGAUAAUACUGCCGAGUUUGGUGCAACUCCACAUUAUCAAUUUAAUAGCAGUUACAAAAAAAGUCCAUUAUCCCUUGUUAUUGAGUCCCCUAGCGUGUUUGAAACACCAGUUCAAACAAAAGAGAGUGAUAGUAAAAAGAACAGCAGUAGGAAUGUUAGAAGAAGACUAUUUGCCCCUUGA